AUGGUCGACGCUACUGCGCCGCGGUUGGCGCUACAUCCUCGUCGCAAGCGUAAGUUCUUUACGGAUCUAGCAAAUCUAUUUGAUAAGGAUCCACCAGAAAUUCGCUCACUUCAAUCUGCCUUUUUUGGCCCUAAUCUACCCGAUACGUGCCGAGUAGUCCACAAUUCGUGCUCGAGUCCAAGUAGUAGCAAUGCGACUUCGACAAAGUUAAUGCCUUCUCAUUCUCUUACAAGUGACUCCGUUGAAUCAGUUCUAUUUGGUGUCGAGGGAAGCAGAUCCAGUGGAAUCAGAAGUAUUGAAGCAAGUCAGCAGAGCUCACAUAACGAGUCCGUAGCAGACAGUUUGCUCUUCCUACCAAACAACAGCAACGCUAGCACAGACAGUAGCAAAAAUAGACCAGAUAACCAUGUGCACGCUGAGGCCGAACGUGAAACCAAGUGUGAUAUUGCUAGUCGAGGUCUUGAUUGCGGGAUGGCAUUACCAGUGACGACGCUAAUUAAUAGUGAGAUGAUGUUGGAGAAGCCACGGACCAAUGCACAUCUGGAGCUCAUGGACUAUUAUGAUGCAGAUCGAAUGUGUGAGAUGUCACCAUGCUGGCUGAAAAAUGGUAGAGUAUCGUGUGAGAUUCACCAAGGAGCUAUACGCCGACCAAUGCUGCUUUUCUGUCUUCAGGCGCUGGAUGAGUUUGUUGCCCGUAAUGGAUGGCUGGGACAGCAACGCUGGCGAGUACAAGCCUGUAAACUAGCUCGAAGAGUGUUUACCGCAAUGUGGGAGGCUGAUGUGCUGGGUGUAGCAUUGUCAGAGCGAGAUAUAGUGAUUGCCGACUAUGUGACGAUGAAGACGGCUGUUAUGGGAGUGGCACUUGACGUCUGGCGCAUAAUUGCGCGUUACUGGGGCAAAUAUAAGCAGAAUUACUUUCACCAGCAAGAAUUAUACUUUAGUGACGUGUCUGAAGCGGGAUCUACGCAUACAGCUUCCAAGUGGGAUCUAGUGCGUGCGCUACUUCACAUCUAUGGGAUGAAACAGAGUCAGGCGAUGCGCCUCAUUGACGAACAUGGCAGCGAUCAUCUUAAUCUUUGCAAACUCACGAAAAAGCAGCUUCAAACAGUGGCACACGGUUUUCCGUCCAUUGAACAAUUGCACGCUGGUAUGGAUUAUUUACAGUGCAAAGCUUCUGGUACUUCUUCUGUUAAUGACGAGGAUUUUACAGCAAUGCAACGACCUAUGAUCAGUCAACACGACGCAAAGAUGGCGUUUAAUGCCAUCCGUAUUCAUCUGGAGAAGUGGAAUGAAAAUGUGCAAAUAUUUCCUUGUGGCUCCUUCUCUCGUGGCGCCGCAUUUGUAUCGGUGCUCGAUAUUCUAGUCCUAGUCCCUAUUCCGGAAGCCAAUUCUGCAACUGAAGACAUUGAUGAAAAGUUAUUCAAUGACGUGGUUACUGCUCUGAUGGCAGCUAAGGUAAUCCAAAAAGGAUCAAUGCGCCAGCUUACAGCUACUCGCGGGGCUUGUAUCGUUCCGUUCAAGAACAGCUCAAUUCUGUUGGACUUGAAAGUGUACUGCCCACCUCGAAGUUGGUUUGCAUUGCUGUACUUCACCGGACCAGAAGAUUUUGUAAUAACCUUUUUCGCAGAUUUGCUCAAGCGAUCACUGCGAGAGAUUUCUGAUACUUCUUUCGAGUGCAUUUACUCAAGUAUAGCAGAAGUUAUUGACACCAAAGCCCUUUUUGCCAUUGCAUCCGAGAAAGACCUCUUCGACUUCAUCGGCCGUGAUUAUUUGCCGCCAACAGAUCGAAUCUAA
Messenger RNA from Peronospora belbahrii, 1794 nucleotides. The record is from the annotation of a GenBank genome assembly. Lineage: Eukaryota; Oomycota; Peronosporomycetes; Peronosporales; Peronosporaceae.